Messenger RNA from Owenia fusiformis, 1309 nucleotides. The record is from the annotation of a GenBank genome assembly. NCBI's taxonomy places the organism in Eukaryota, Metazoa, Annelida, Polychaeta, Sabellida, Oweniidae.
AUGAUAUUCAUUUAAAAAGAAAUCAAAAUGGAAUUUAUUAAUUCAACACAGAAAACAGACAAUGACACUAUUGCAGAAGUAAAUAAAUCCACAAAGACAUCUGAGGUAUUGUAUGUUAUGGUUUUGUACUCAAUUGGUAUAGUUGCAAACACACAUUGGCUAUAUGGCAUGUAUAGAGUGAAGAAAUUGCACGUCAGAGAUAACUAUUUUCAUAUAAACUUAUCAGUUGUGCAUAUCAUUGGGAUGGUUAAAAUCAUCAUUGCGAGCCUGACUCUCGGAUUUGGGAUAAAGGAAUUGACGAUUCUGAACACACAUUUGCAACAUUUACCCACAACAUCGAUGAGUGCCGUACUCUUGUGCAUAAUAGGAGGGAUUCGAUUGGCUCGAUUAACACACCCUUAUAUGUACUUGACGACAAGGUUGACAUUAUUCUUGUUAAUGGUACCAUGGUUGUUAAUGAUUGCUAUAAUGUUAAUGGAUAUCGUAGUUCCAAAGAAAAAAAGAUUUCUCUACGUAAUAUGGCCAAGUAUAUGUUGCGCAAGUAGCGUUAUGGUCAUGAUUUACAUGAAGAUGUUUCAUACGCUGUAUAAACGAAAUAUUAAAACUGAUGUCAGUCCUAUCACCAUGGCAACAGAAAGCCGGUCAACAAACAGCUAUGGUAGAGUGAGUAAAUUCGAAAUUUUCAUCAUAGACGAUAUUGUUGGGAGUUACUCUAAAGAAGAAGGGACAAGUCACAUAGACAAUAUUAGACCACCCGAAGAAAUUCAAAAUAGUGAAUCUCUGAAUAAAGAAAUGAAGAAAUCAGCCAAGAAAACACAAAUGAUUCACACAAAAAGCACAAUCCCAAAAACAAUAGGAGAGACAAGCUUAUCGUCCCAUUCAACUAGCUCAAUCAAGAACACAAUCGCAGAGACAUCAUUCACGAUAUCUCAUCUGGCUGGUACGAACCUAAAUGCGAAGGAAGAUAUAACAAAAAAGAAAACAAUCAAAAUUCCCAACACAAAUGUGAAAAGGAUGGAAGACGCUCAUAUGCUCCUCGUGAAGGAAUACAGGAUGAUUGUCAUCAACUCGCUAGUCGUGCUUCUAAUCUCAUUAAUGCAUAUGAUCGCGCUGAGUUUCAUAUCAUGGCGAGAGGGACAAGAAAUCAAUGGGGUGCCAUAUGCAAAGCUACCCACAUGGAUCGGCCAUAUGCAUAUACAUAUUAUGUUUAUUACAUAUAAUAUUAUUCCCAUUAUAAGUUACAUCAAGAGUGAUGAUUUAAGGAAAGAACUGAGAAAAUGCUAUUGCUGUUAUCGUCAUUAGUAUAAGA